Molecule: messenger RNA, 1062 nt
Organism: Boleophthalmus pectinirostris (great blue-spotted mudskipper)
Lineage: Eukaryota; Metazoa; Chordata; Actinopteri; Gobiiformes; Gobiidae
Gene: hapln2
Product: hyaluronan and proteoglycan link protein 2
Exons: 6
Coding region: 1-1062 (353 amino acids)
Biological process (GO): cell adhesion
Molecular function (GO): hyaluronic acid binding
Source: RefSeq, a predicted model, not a curated record
AUGACCAGCGCAUGGCAUACGGUAGUUUAUAAUGGGACCUCCUACGUGCCGCUGUUAGGGUUUAAUGGAGGAGGUUCCUUCCUUAUGGCCUCUGAAAAUACUCUUGGUCGCUGUCGAAUGUUCCACAAAACUAAAGAACUGCAGUACCUCAUUGAGCCCCCUGUAUAUGCUGAAGUCACGGGUCGAAGAGGGGACAAUGUCACUUUACCAUGUUUACUGAAAAAUAAGCCUAAACAUUACAAAGUGAAAUGGACUAAACUGGACCCGGAGGCGAUGGGGGUACAGAAUGUGGUCAUGAUGCUCAGUGCUCAGGGAUACAAACCCUACGGACGUCUGGGACCACGCGCCACUCCCAGGAAUGCCCACGCCAUGGACGUGUCUAUACAACUCCACCUCCUAGCGCUGGAGGACGGAGGCAGGUACCGCUGUGAGCUCAUCGACGGCAUAGAGGAUGAGAAUGUGGUCAUCACUUUGAGUAUAGAAGGAUUAGUGUUUCCAUAUCAGAGUAAACACGGCCGAUACAGAUUCACUUACCAUGAGGCAAAGGAAGCGUGUGCGGAGAAUGACGCGACUUUAGCUACGUUCGACCAGCUCUACAGAGCCUGGACAAAGGGCUUGGACUGGUGUAAUGCUGGUUGGCUCCACGACGGCACAGCACAGUACCCGAUCAUCCAGCCCAGAGCGGUCUGUGGAGGGGGGCUGCAGCCGGGCAUACGCAGCUAUGGUCCCAAGGACAAGAAGAGAGAUCAUUUUGAUGCUUUCUGCUUCACCUCGUUGGCGCCUGGAUCUGUCUUCUAUGUGCGUGGUGCCUUCUCCUAUGAGCAGGCACAGUUGGCUUGUACAAAGGUAGGAGCAGAGCUAGCUGCAGUUGGACAGUUAUACUCUGCCUGGCAUUUCCACCAGUACGACCGGUGCGAUGGAGGCUGGCUGAGAGACGGCAGUGUGCGCUUCCCCAUCAGUAACCCCAGGAGGCGCUGUGGAGGGGUAUCAGAGGCGGGGGUCCGUUCAUUUGGAUUUCCAGAUAAAAAGGCUCACCUCUAUGGAGCUUACUGUUAUAGGUAA